UUACUUUCUCAUCUCUAGUCUUUUCAAUUCUUCGUCUAUAUUGCAAGACUCUGUUCCUUUGCGAUUGUUGCACUAGACCGGUAUCGGAAGUGCUUGUACCUGGAUGUGACUGGUCGUAGCUCUCACCAGCUUCAAGACACUAUGCGUUCUCUUCCGUUGUCCAACACGACGCGCCUGUCGAUUGUUAUUGGGAUCUCGCUGUGCUUCUUCAUUGCGGAGAUUUCUGUGGGCUUCUACACGCACUCCUUGGCUCUUAUCGCUGAUGCGUUCCACUACCUCAAUGACCUUAUUGGUUUUGUCGUAGCUCUUAUAGCUAUCCGGGUCUCCAAGCAAGGGAAGUCUCCUAGGGGGUUCUCCUUCGGAUGGCAGCGCGCACAGAUGUUGGGUGCCUUCUUCAACGGCGUCUUUCUGGCAGCUCUGAGUCUCAGCAUCUUUCUUCAAGCCUUAGAGCGAUUCAUUUCGAUUGAGAAGGUCGAGCAUCCGAAGCUUGUGUUGAUCGUCGGGUCGAUUGGACUUGGCUUGAACAUCAUUAGCGUUCUGUUUCUUCAUGGUCAUGGACAUGACCACGGACAUGGACAUGGACAUCCCCACGGGGACACCCCAAACGAAGAUCAGCCAGACAUCCAUCUUUCCAUCAAUGUCUCCGGCGUUGGCAUCCACGCCGACCACGCCCACCAAAACGUCUCCACCAGCCACCACCACCGCGAUCUCGGCAUGAUGGGCGUCCUCAUCCACGUCAUCGGCGACGCCAUCAACAACAUCGGGGUCAUCAUCUCCGCCCUGAUCAUCUGGUUCGUGAAGUCCGAGGCCCGCUACUACGCCGACCCCGCCGUCUCCAUGGCCAUCGCCUUCAUGAUCUUCGCCUCCUGCGUCCCGCUCCUCAACGCCUCCAGCAAGAUCCUCCUGCAAGGCUCCCCCCCCACCAUCGACCUUCCCGCCCUCUCCGCCGACCUCAGCAGCCUCCCCGGCAUCCUGAGCGUCCACGAGCUGCACGUCUGGCGGCUCAACGAGACCAAGACGAUCGCGUCGGUGCACGUGGUAACCAACGACGACAGCCUCGAGCGGUUCAUGGAGCGCGCGACCGAGAUGGGGGAGUGUUUUCAUGCAUGGGGUGUGCAUAGCUGGACGAUGCAGCCGGAACUGGCGAGGAGGAGCAUCUCGGAGACGACGGGGAGUACCGCAGUGGAGGCGAAGAGUACGGAACCCACCGUCUCAGGCGAUGAGCCGCAGGAGGAGGUUAGACAGAGGCAGGCGUCGAGCGAUGAGUCGAUGUGCCGUGUCAAGUGCGCCGAGACAUGCGGAGCGCUGCAGUGCUGUGAUUGAGUUUCGGAGCCCUCUAGAAAUUUGUCCAGAACCUGUACGGGGAUGGGUAGAAAGGGUGUUGUCAAUACCAUUCGAAACUGAAGGUAUAGAUAGACUAUUAGCAUAGUAUGUAUAUCCCACAGUCCAUUGUCUCAUCCGACAACGCCAUUGUAAAUGAGACAUCCGAAGAUACGAUGCAGCCACCCACCAGAGCCUUUGAAACUCCACGCGACCUACUCCCCGCAACCAUCUGACUUGCGAUUCCCACCCGCUGUCUUCGAUCUCCUUCACCACUUUGUUCAGCGCUCCUACCCAUGUCCCGC
Molecule: messenger RNA, 1625 nt
Organism: Eremomyces bilateralis CBS 781.70
Lineage: Eukaryota; Fungi; Ascomycota; Dothideomycetes; Eremomycetales; Eremomycetaceae
Product: cation efflux protein
Exons: 7
Coding region: 142-1323 (393 amino acids)
Biological process (GO): intracellular zinc ion homeostasis; zinc ion transmembrane transport
Cellular component (GO): membrane
Molecular function (GO): zinc ion transmembrane transporter activity
Source: RefSeq, a predicted model, not a curated record